AUGUCGGCCUCGCUAGCAUCAGAAUGCAAUGAAGUUAAAGAGCGAUACGACUCGUGCUUCCUGAAAUGGUACUCCGAGAAAUACGUGCGAGGUGUAGCGACAACAGAUGAAUGCGAGCCUCUGUUCAAGCAAUAUCAAGUCUGUCUGAAGGCAACCUUGAAGGAUCGAGGUAUCGAUACGAUGCUGGAGGAGGCCAGAGAAGACAAUAAAGACAACGACACUGAGUACAUGAAACCGAGUCCGAAGAGUGGCUAG
Messenger RNA from Zymoseptoria tritici IPO323, 255 nucleotides. RefSeq lists its product as uncharacterized. NCBI's taxonomy places the organism in Eukaryota, Fungi, Ascomycota, Dothideomycetes, Mycosphaerellales, Mycosphaerellaceae. The record is from RefSeq and is a predicted model, not a curated record. The transcript has 4 exons. Bases 1 to 255 code for a protein of 84 amino acids.